AUGGCUGCUUCGAUAAAAACUUGGUUCUUGAUGGUAUUGUUUCUAUGGGCUCCACAGUUUUGCAUUGGUAAUUUUGUUCAAUCUGAGUGUUUAAAUGUUCCGGCAUCGGAAUUUGUAAGCUCAGUAAGGUCUACGAUCGAGGCGGUCGAGCAGGUAAUGUCCAUUGUAUCCAAAUUUUCCGGCAUCUUUGGCGAUGAUCUCCGGCUGUCCACUGCCAUUUCUGACUGUCUUGAUCUGCUUGACUUUUCGAUGGAUGAACUGAGCAUGACAAUCUCUGCUUCUCAGAAUUCAAAGGGUUUUGCGGGCACAGACAGCUUUGUCAAAAGUUUGGUGUCGGGUACCCUCGACCGAAUCACCUCUUUAGUCCGUGACAUGCUUUCCAUGGUACGCCCAUCUCCUAAUGAAGCGCCGUCCAAAGGUGCCCGUUCUAGCGGCAGUGGUGAUCGUUCAGGUGGCCGAAAGCUUAUAACCAAUGACCAAUUUCCAUAUUGGUUCAAAUCCCAUGACCGGAAACUCCUUCAAGCCACCAAAGGUGUGACACCAAAUGUGGUGGUGGCUAUAGAUGGCACAGGGAAUUUCACGAGCAUAAUGGAUGCUGUUUCGAGUGCUCCCGAUCAUAGCACCAAAAGAUAUGUCAUAUACAUCAAGAAAGGUGUGUAUAGAGAAAAUGUAAAUAUCACUAGGAAGAAAUGGAACAUUAUAAUGAUUGGAGAUGGCAAAGAUGUUACAGUUAUUUCGGGUAAUCGAAACUAUGUUGAUGGCUGGACCACAUACAGUACUGCAACAUUUGCUGUUAAAGGGAAAGGUUUCAUAGCACGGGACAUAACAUUUGAGAACACAGCCGGGCCUGAAAAUCACCAAGCAGUUGCCUUCCUAUCAGACUCUGACCUCUCAGUGUUGUACCGUUGUGGUAUGAGAGGGUAUCAGGACACAUUAUAUGCACAUUCGAUGCGCCAAUUCUACAGAGAAUGUCACAUUACCGGUACAGUCGAUUUUAUGUUCGGUGAUGGUACUGUUGUCUUUCAAAACUGUCAAAUUCUAGCCCGAAAAGGCCUUCCAAAUCAGAAAAACACCGUAACUGCACAAGGUCGCAAGGAGUCAGGUGAAAAUACGGGCUUUUCCAUCCAGUUUUGUAACAUAUCGGCAGAGCCUGAUGUGCUAGCAUCAUUGAACUCCACACCAACCUACCUAGGUCGACCGUGGAAGAAAUAUUCUCGUACUGUAAUUAUGCAAUCAUACAUUAGCAAUGCCAUUAGGCCCGAAGGAUGGCUCGAAUGGAAUGAGACAUUCGCAUUUGGUACUUUAUUCUAUGGUGAAUACAUGAAUUACGGCCCCGGAGCUGGUUUGGGCAGUCGAGUGAAAUGGCCUGGUUACCAUGCAAUUAAUGAUUCGGCUCAAGCAAGUACUUUCACAGUGUCUCAGUUCAUAAUGGGAAAUACAUGGUUACCUUCUACUGGAGUUAAGUACAUUGCGGGCUUGGCAAUUUGA
Molecule: messenger RNA, 1488 nt
Organism: Fraxinus pennsylvanica
Lineage: Eukaryota; Viridiplantae; Streptophyta; Magnoliopsida; Lamiales; Oleaceae
Source: the annotation of a GenBank genome assembly